Messenger RNA from Anoplophora glabripennis (Asian longhorned beetle), 875 nucleotides. RefSeq names its product orexin receptor type 2-like. The transcript has 3 exons. The record is from RefSeq and is a predicted model, not a curated record. Gene Ontology annotation, molecular function: G protein-coupled receptor activity. Bases 288 to 875 code for a protein of 195 amino acids. Gene Ontology annotation, biological process: G protein-coupled receptor signaling pathway. Lineage: Eukaryota; Metazoa; Arthropoda; Insecta; Coleoptera; Cerambycidae. Gene Ontology annotation, cellular component: membrane.
UUUCCAGCGUCGCACAAACCCCUUCGACGCUGAUUUUCGCGGGAAAACUUCGACGUGCUACGGAGAAAGUUACCAAAAGUUGUGCUCUUUAAUCGAGUUCGGCUUCGAAAAAUUGUUAUUGAAAGAACUUGGAUUUCGUGAACGGGUUUCUGAUUCCCAGUUCAAAGUGGUUUCACUGCUGGGACUUGACGAGUGCAUGUUUUGUUGUUUAAUGAAUAAAGUCAGAUUAGGAAAUAUGGUGACACAACCAAGACUAGAAACCUAGAUUUCAAUCAAAAUCCUGCAAAAUGAAUUCCAUAACAAAGACGUUACGUCCGUCAAUUCUCUUUCUAACCACAAUCUAUAUCUAUUCUUCUUUUGGUUUGUCAGAUAAAGUGAAGCAACAAGAUUUGAACGACAUCGGCGCGACAUCGCGAGAUACGAUAUUGCUCAGUAACAACUCGAUAAAACCAUCGCGGUCUAACUUGGAAGCAUUUGACAACGAGCGAAAUGUAAUCAACGAAAUAGGCAUUUAUUCGCAAAACAUAUCGUACCCGUUCAACGGUAGUUUCGAAGAAGACGACGAAGACCCUACGACCGAGGAUUUCCUAGAAUUUAUUUACCCCAAGAGCUGGACGUGGGCUCUGAUUUUUUUUCAUUGCAUUGUUUUCGUGGUCGGGUUGGUAGGUAACUGUCUGGUCUGCGUGGCGGUCUACCGCAACCAUACCAUGCGCACCGUGACGAACUAUUUUAUAGUGAAUUUGGCAGUGGCGGACUUUCUGGUUAUACUGUUUUGCUUGCCUCCCUCUGUGGUGUGGGACGUCACCAGCACCUGGUGGUUCGGGACUGCAAUGUGCAAGAUCGUCCUCUAUCUUCAGAUAUUGCUGUCCAAAUGA